UUCAAAAAACCCCGGAGGAACAAUUACAACAACAACAAACAGGAUUAAAUCAUGUAAGUCAAGUUUUUGAUAAGUUAGAAAAUAAACCGGAAAAUUUUAAGGCAGGCAAAGUGUCUGCUUUCUAUGAAUCAUGGACAAAUAUAACUUGUGACAAGAAAUUACUAAAUACCGUUAAAUAUGGAUAUACUAUUGAAUUCGAAGAAACUCCUUCUGAUUUAACAGCUGCUCCCUGUAUAAAAUUUAACACUCAUGAACAUCAAAUUAUUGCAUCGCUCUUGGACGAAUUAAAAUUGAAAAAUAUUAUAGAGGAGACGAAUCAUGAGUUUGCUGGGGAAAGUACUUCAAAAAGUAACGGAAGACCAGGCAGAGGCAAUCUUGGUAGCCCCUAUUUUCACAACACAGCCAUGGUUUCCGCGUCUUCUUCAAAUGAUCUGCAGUCAGAGCUACAUACUUCCAAGGAUGGAGAAUUUGUUAACAUCACCAAGGAAGAAAAAACCAUCCUCUAGUGUCCAUGAAAAUGGGGGUUUUCAGGAUAUCCGGGAACAUCUUAUUCGUUCAGGACUACCAGAAGAGUCUGCAAAAAUCAUCAUGGCGUCUUGGCGACGGUCAACGCAAGAUCAGUAUGGGUCACAUAUCAAAAAAUGGUUGCGUUUUUGUGGUCAAGAACAAAUUAAUUCAAUUAAACCAUCUAUGAAUCAGGUAAUUCUAUUUUUGACAAAACUUCAUACAGAGAAGUACAGUUACAGAACAAUAAGUGCAGCAAAAUCAGCAAUAUCAACUUAUAUAAGUCUUUUUCAUGACAUGGAUAUUGGAAGUGACAGAAAAUAAAACGCUUCAUGAAAGGGAUAUUUGAAAUUAACCCUGCAUUGCCAAAAUAUAACGCCACAUGGGAUGUUAAACAAGUCUUAAACUGCAUAAAAGGAAUGCCAACCAAUGAUUUAUCAUUACGGUUGCUGAGUGUAAAAUUAGUAGUUUUGUUGGCACUCACAACAGGACAACGGUGUCAAACUUUAGCUGCAUUGGAUAUUGAGGAUUUGCAUAUAGAACAAACAUGUGUAAAAAUCAGAGUUACAAGUGUGCUUAAACAAACAAAACCAAAUUCUCAUUUAGCAGAGCAAUUUAUUGAAGAGUAUUGUCAUGAUAGUGAAUUAUGUGUUGUUAGGGCAUUAAGAAUUUAUUUGGAAAAAACUAAUACUCUAAGAAAUACAUCAAAAUUAUUCAUUACUCUGCAAAAGCCACAUGGUGCAGUGACAUCAAAUACUAUCGCAAGGUGGAUAAAAUUAGGCCUUAAACUAGCUGGAAUAAACAUUUCUACUUUUUCUGCACACAGUACAAGGGGUGCUUCUACUAGUGCAGUAGCAUCAAAAUCUAUUCCAAUUAAUACAAUUUUAAAAACAGCAGGUUGGAAAAGAGAUUGUACAUUCAGAACUUUUUAUAACAAACAAAUAAGUAAUGAUUCAUCCUAUAGCAAAGCAAUUUUAAGUAUAGUUGAUGAUUAAUAAGACAAUGCAUACACAUGUCAUAGUUCAUGUGCAAAAUUAUUGCUAUAAACUCAAGAGUACUAAGGUUGAUAUUACAUAGAUUAGAUUAAAAAUUGUUUUUUCUGGAGAAAUUGUGUAUAGUUAUAUGAUUUUAAUUGCAUUUUAUGACUAAAUUGAAACAAUUUAUGAAUUUUAUUAUGCAUGGAACAUAAUUAAUUUGUCAUUUGUGUUUUAUUGCUUUAUAUUAGCUUUAGUAUGACUGAAAUAUUAUUUCAAGAUAAAUCAAAGCUUUUUUGAAAUGUAUCAAUUGUCACAAUGACAUUAUGACAAUACAGGAUUUCAUCAACUCA
Molecule: messenger RNA, 1831 nt
Organism: Mercenaria mercenaria
Lineage: Eukaryota; Metazoa; Mollusca; Bivalvia; Venerida; Veneridae
Exons: 2
Coding region: 319-828 (169 amino acids)
Source: RefSeq, a predicted model, not a curated record